Messenger RNA from Pangasianodon hypophthalmus (striped catfish), 2507 nucleotides. It is a transcript of the gene lhx3, whose product is annotated as LIM homeobox 3. The coding region runs from base 345 to 1523 and encodes 392 amino acids. Lineage: Eukaryota; Metazoa; Chordata; Actinopteri; Siluriformes; Pangasiidae. The record is from RefSeq and is a predicted model, not a curated record. Gene Ontology annotation, biological process: regulation of transcription by RNA polymerase II; neuron differentiation. The transcript is spliced from 6 exons. Gene Ontology annotation, cellular component: nucleus. Gene Ontology annotation, molecular function: DNA-binding transcription factor activity, RNA polymerase II-specific; RNA polymerase II transcription regulatory region sequence-specific DNA binding.
GACACCAAUAGCAAACGGAGAUCAGCUGAGACGCGUGAACGGUCGUGAAGCCGCGCGUGAGCCCUCGUCGCAUUUGAAAACUUUUUAGCGCAGCGCGAGCACCGGCAGGCGCGAGCUCUUCCCUCUCCGUUAUACCUCUCCCGUGUAGCCUGUUUAUUUGGAUUUGGAUCUUUCUCUCUUUCGCACGCGCGUUCCUCACAUAAUACACUAUACACGCAUUAGACACGCGUUUCGUUUUUUAUUUAUCUAUUUAUUCAUUUCCGGUUUUAGUGUUCAGGAGCGGUGCUUGGUUUGGUUUUGUCUGGUUUUGUUUGGUUUGGUUUGGUUUGUUUUCCUCUGCCGCAAUGCUGCUCGAGCAUCCUGGAUCGAGUUGUCAAAAUCCGGGAAAUUUCUCCAGAUACAGCUCGGGGCAAGAUAUCCCGGUGUGUGCAGGUUGCAGUCAGCACAUCGUCGACCGCUUCAUCCUGAAGGUGUUGGACCGUCACUGGCACAGCAAGUGUCUGAAAUGCAGCGACUGUCAGUCACAGCUGGCAGAGAAGUGCUUCACCCGCGGAGACGGCGUCUACUGCAAAGAGGACUUCUUCAAGAGGUUCGGGACGAAGUGUGCGGCGUGUCAGCAGGGCAUCCCGCCGAGUCAGGUGGUGCGGAGAGCGCAGGAUUUCGUCUAUCACCUUCACUGCUUCGCGUGCAUCGUGUGCAAGAGGCAGCUAGCCACGGGGGACGAGUACUACCUGAUGGAGGACAGUCGACUCGUGUGUAAGGUCGACUAUGAGACGGCCAAGCAGAGAGAGGCCGACUCGACAGCGAAAAGGCCGCGCACGACCAUCACAGCCAAGCAGCUGGAGACGCUGAAGAACGCCUACAACAACUCGCCCAAACCGGCGCGCCACGUCCGCGAGCAGCUGUCCUCCGAAACCGGCCUCGACAUGCGAGUGGUGCAGGUUUGGUUUCAAAACAGACGAGCAAAAGAGAAGAGGCUAAAGAAAGAUGCAGGAAGACAGAGAUGGGGACAAUACUUUCGUAACAUGAAGAGAUCCAGAGGAAGCUCCAAAUCAGAUAAGGACAGCAUCCAGGAGGAAGGCAUGGACAGUGACGCUGAGGUCUCCUUCACAGACGAGCCUCCCAUGUCUGAGCUGAGUCACUCGAACAGCCUCUACAGCAGUCUGAGUGAGAGUUCCCCGGCUCUGGGCCGUCAGGGCGGAGCUCACGCUACCUUCACCUUGGAUCACGGAUCCGUCCUGCCCCCUCAAGAUCAAUACCACGACAUCCGACCCAGCAGUCCAUACAGCCUAGCACAGUCGCCUGCCUCCCUUCAGCCUCUACCCAGGCAGCAGCCCCUCAUCUCCAGCCUGGUAUACCCUGAUCCCGGCUUGCCCAUUGUGGGCCAGGGGGGGCACGGCAUGGUGCCAGCCGGGCCGAACGGCCCCAGCUCGGACCUGUCCACCGGAAGCAGCGGCGGAUACCCAGAAUUCCCAGCGAGCCCAGCCUCCUGGCUGGACGAGGUCGAUCACAGCCAGUUCUGAUGAGGGAUUGAAACAGGAAUGACUUGGUUUGACUUUUGAAAAAUAUAGCCAGCUUCAGAGGAGGGAUGGAAGGGAAGUCAAACUCGUCAACUUUAUUAUCAUCUGCAUGGAUUGAAGAGUAGCAGUUUUGGACUCAUGGAUGGAGCUGAGACUCAAAACAAAUGAUCCAGAAACUUUUGCCCUCUCUAUUAUUUUGAGGACAGUUUUUACUUCUGAGAGACUGGAUCUGUUUUGGUGACAUAAAGAUCAACCAUUUCGAGCCUGACAAAAAAAAUAAAUAAAUAACAAAGUAGAAACUAUUUACUGCGAUGCCUGAGAUAACUAUCUGACCUCCAGCUUGUGGCAUCAUGUGCACUUUGUUAGUGCAUUAAAAUGAAAAGAGACAUUUGUAUGAAACAUCGCUCCAUUAAUGUGCUAUAGAUGUCAGAUUGGACUUUCGUAAGACCUCCGUUCUUCAUUUCUCUUCUCAGUGUCUAAGUGUAAACAUCACCAGUUUUUUGUGUCUGGUUGUUGCCAAAUGUCUCUAUCCAGUAUAUCACAACUCAGCAUUGUGGAUCCUUUAUUUUUAUACACAGUCUCCUCGCAAGUCACGAAAACAUUUAGUGCAUUUUGUGACCAGGAGUAGACAAGCUGUAGUUGUUGACUCUCGUUAUUCUAUAGGAUACUUCUAUGCAUUUGUGUGUUUUUGGAUGUAUCUUGUUCGUUUUCCUCAGCCUCAGCUUGCAGCUCCCAGGCUCCUCUAAGUGUUUAUGUGAAAGAUGUUUUAUGUCUUAUUUAUUCUCUCUGAUAAUGAUUAAGUGAUACAGAUCUUUAAUAAAUUUGUCAAUGAAAUCCAGACUUAGAUCUCGAUCUUAUUCACACAUCGUGUGUGUGUUUUUUUAAAGUCUCCUAUAAGGUCCGUUCUAAGCACAUUAUUUAAUGAACUAAUGGAUCAUUUGCACUGCUGUUACUUUGAAUAUAAAAGUUGGCUUUUAAACGUAGAUC